AAUACGAACACGUGACCGAUGUUGACGCGCUUCCCAUCACAAACCUCACUCUGUCAUUGUAACUCUCACUGAGGCCUGACAGACGCUCUGCAAAUCUUUUGCCCACAUUUUCUACGCCGCCAUGUCGGGGUCCCACACCCUGACGCUUACAACGCUGCUGAACAGCCUGCACACGCACCUACAGACACAAACCCAAUUGCUACCCACGCUACACGCCCAGCUAGGGCUACCAGCAUCCGCACUCGAAGAUGAAUUGCAGGCACUCCAGGAGCAACUCAUGCGGGGUGUUGAGGCGCAGAUUGAGGAACGCCAGAAGGAAGUCGAGGGGUGGAUGGAACGCUGCGAAACCGUAGAGGUCGACUGCGUGCAGUAUUCCAAAGCCCUGGGUGGCAACGCGAAGGCGACGGGCAGCAGCCUCGGGGAGCUGAGAAAGGAGAAGGUGCUGCCGAUGCGUUUUGAGAUGGUCACAGAGUAUCAGGAAAAGUUGCGCCAGUUGUACCAUACCAAACUCGAACAGCUCAACGUCCUCGGGGGCCGUCUGAAGGCCAUUUCCCGUAUCCUUGGACCUGACUUCUUCUCUUCGGAUAUCGUAGACGAUGGCGAAUUCCAGGAUGUCAGCCCAGACCGAUUCUUGAAGUUGGAGAAAGAGCUCGCACGGGGGAAAGCGGAAGUGACAAAGCGACUGGCGCAACUGACAGAGACCUUCAUACAAAUCGACUGGCUAUAUACCGAACUAGGAAUGGGUCCACCCAUCGCCGACGAAUCCGCAUCGUCUCGUGCCAUAUCUCGUUCGAGAAGUAGCGGUAGCAACCUGGAUGAUCCUUUCGUCUCGCCAACUGAUGCCGAGGCAUUCCACUACCGAGUUCUCUCAGGAUUCAUCGAACAAGCAGUGACUCUACCUCAAGACACCCCGCCCCGUCUUGAUGUUGACCCCACUCCGACGCUUGUUUCCUGGGCUACUGACCUACGGGCCGCGCUGGAAGACACAAAACGGCGCCGGGAAGCACACAUCCAGGCCAUGUAUGAUCAGUUGGAGGGGCUCUGGAAGCGCCUGGGCAUCGCCGAGUCGGACAUGGAUGCCUUCGUCGAGCAUCAUCGGGGCAGUACCGAAGAUACCGUGCUGGAGUACGAGGAGGAACUCGAGCGCAUGCUCGAACUCAAGCGUGACCGCAUGGGCACAUUUGUGCUCAGCGCGCGCGAAGAAGUUGAGAAACUCUGGGAUGAACUCAUGGUAGGCGAGGCUGAACGCAGCGAUUGGCAUCCAUUCUACGACGAUGAGCACACGGAAGAUCUUCUCACGGUACACGAAGAUGAGAUCCGUCGACUGAAAGAGGAGAAACGAAUCAAGGCACCUCUUCUUGCGAGUAUCCGGCGAUACUUUGAUAUUUGCGAAGAGGAAAAAGAGUUGGCUGCGUCGGCUUCGGAUCAGAGCCGACUGCUGGGUCGCGGUGCUCGAGAUCCUGGACGGCUUCUUCGCGAGGAGAAGAUGCGCAAACGCGUGUCCAAGGAAAAGCCGAGACUUGAACAGGAUCUCAUGGCGAGUGUGCCCUCCUGGGAAGAGGAAAACGACCGACCGUUCCUUGUACAUGGCCAAAGCAUUUUGCAAAUCCUCAUGCAACGGGUCGGUGCAUCGGACCAGGAGAACGUUGGCCCCGGAAGACGUAAGCCAUCGCCCGGAAUGCGAGCUACGAGUGCUCCAGCCAGAGCCACCACACCAACGCACUCAUAUGCUCCGAAAUCCGGUGGCGUCGUCACCCCCGCGGUCCGACAUGCUCCAGCAAGUGGCAACUCGCUUCCCAGUAAGCGCCAGCGGACGGAAGUGACGCCUGGAUAUAAGCCGCCAACUGUGCUCGGCGCGCAUCGUGGGCUGAACAACAACCGAUCAACCUCGCCGACGAAGAUCCCGACAAACAGAUCAGCGGGUCGGAGCACUGGCCCGCCAACGGGGAUCGCGAAGCCGGGUGCUGGGAUGCACGCACAGUACCAGGCACUGGGGCAUGGCCGGCAACCGACCACUGGCUUUGGCCGAAGCACGUCUCUGAAUGUGUCUACUUCCGCCUCGGCUUCCUACGCUAGCGCUGGGCGUUAUGCGAGCGGCAGCCAGGCCGCAUAUAACCCUGCUGUAUUGGCAACCAAAGCUGCUCGAGCAAGAAGAGAAAGCUUCAGGCCACGUGCCAGCAUCGAUGCUGAAAUUCAACGUGACCUCAAUGGUGCCUCCAAGUGGGGCUUCCCGGGAACUACGGUCGAGGAAGCCGACGAGGACUGCUGA
Molecule: messenger RNA, 2269 nt
Organism: Mycena citricolor
Lineage: Eukaryota; Fungi; Basidiomycota; Agaricomycetes; Agaricales; Mycenaceae
Source: the annotation of a GenBank genome assembly